UGUGUAUCAAUGCCGGUAAGUUGGAGCCGGUUUAUGUACAAGCUGGUGACGUACACAUUUAAAAUGAUAAAAAUAUGUUAAAAUUAGAAAAUUAAGAACCUCUCACGCUUACAAGAUCUUAAAUUCACGCCAGAAUCUCUUCAAAUUUAGUAACAGUGUAACGAUUUCCUAAAUAAAUUUACCGGCGUUGGUUUGCCUUGUUUUCAUAACCUCAUAUCUUCGAAAAUGUUGGGAUUUGGAACAAAAACUCAAGAUCCGAAGAAACAAACCGGACAAAAUGUUAAUUUAGAAAAACAGGAAACGUUAUUAACCAUAUCGAUACUAACGUUAGCGUCAAUUUUGUCAUUUGCAACAAGAUUGUUUUCCGUUCUACGCUUUGAAAGCGUCAUUCACGAAUUUGAUCCUUACUUUAAUUAUCGCACUACCAAAUACUUAACAGAAAAUGGAUUUUAUUCAUUUCACAAUUGGUUUGAUGAUCGUGCCUGGUAUCCUUUAGGAAGAAUUAUUGGAGGUACAAUUUACCCAGGUUUAAUGGUAACAUCAGCAAUAAUUUACCACAUGUGUUGGUUGUUGAAUAUUACCAUCGAUAUUCGAAAUGUAUGCGUAUUUUUAGCCCCAUUAUUUUCAUCUUUUACAACCAUAGUAACUUACUUGUUAACAAAAGAGCUUAAAAAUUCUGGAGCUGGAUUGGUAGCAGCUGCAAUGGUUGCAAUCGUUCCAGGUUAUAUUAGCAGAUCUGUAGCUGGAAGUUAUGAUAAUGAAGGCAUUGCAAUUUUUUGUAUGCUCUUAACUUAUUACACUUGGAUUAAAGCUGUUAAAACAGGCACUAUUUUAUGGGGCACUUUAGCAGCUUUAGCUUAUUUUUAUAUGGUUUCAUCUUGGGGUGGAUAUGUCUUUUUAAUUAAUCUAAUACCUUUACAUGUAUUAACUUUGAUGAUAACUGGAAGAUUUUCUCAUAGGAUUUAUGUUGCUUAUAGCACAUUAUAUUGUGUUGGAACAAUUUUAUCAAUGCAAAUUUCGUUUGUUGGUUUCCAACCUGUUCAAAGUUCUGAACAUAUGUUGGCUUUAGGUGUAUUUGGUUUGUGUCAAAUCUUAGCAUUCGUCGAUUAUCUACGUAGUAAAUUAUCCCAACCGGAUUUUGAAACAUUAUUUGUAACCCUUCUUUACACAGUUGGGACAUUAGUUUUGUUAUUAGCCGGUGUUUUAACACUUUCCGGUAAAAUAUCGCCAUGGACGGGACGUUUUUAUUCCCUUUUGGAUCCCUCGUACGCGAAAAACCACAUUCCAAUCAUCGCAAGCGUCUCGGAACAUCAACCUACGUCUUGGAGCUCAUUUUAUUUUGAUUUGCAAAUUUUAGUGUUUCUAUUUCCGGCUGGAUUAUAUUUUUGUUUCAACCAGCUUACGGAUGCAAAUAUUUUUUUGAUUUUGUAUGGAGUUACUAGUAUUUAUUUCGCUGGUGUUAUGGUCCGUUUAAUGUUAGUUUUAGCACCUGUUAUGUGUAUAUUAAGCGGAAUAGCAAUCUCUCACCUUCUCUCGAAAUUUCUUAAACAUACUGAAACCAAACAAGCCCAUCAUGAUCAUCAUAAAAAGUCGAAAAAAUUAGAAUCAAACAUCGUGUUAAAAAAUGAAAUAUCUGGAACUUUUGUUGGAAUAACUUGUUUAUUAUUAAUCUCGUACACUUUUCAUUGCACCUGGGUUACUUCUGAAGCUUACAGUUCACCAAGUAUCGUUUUGAGUGCUCGAUCUCAUGAUGGAGGUAGAAUUAUUUUUGAUGAUUUUCGUGAAGCUUAUUAUUGGCUUAAAAUGAAUACACCAGAAGACGCUAAAGUCAUGUCUUGGUGGGAUUAUGGUUAUCAAAUAACCGCGAUGGCAAAUCGAACCAUAUUAGUUGAUAAUAAUACUUGGAAUAAUACCCAUAUCAGUCGCGUUGGUCAAGCUAUGGCCAGCACUGAAGAAAAAGCUUACGAAAUUAUGAAAGAACUUGAUGUUAAUUAUGUUUUGGUAAUUUUUGGUGGAUUAACGGGGUAUUCAUCUGAUGAUAUCAAUAAGUUUUUAUGGAUGGUGAGAAUAGGUGGAAGCACUGAAAAAGGAGCACAUAUAAAAGAAUGGGAUUAUUAUUCUCCAAGUGGUGAAUUCAGAGUUGAUAAAGAUGGAUCUCCAACUCUGCUCAACUGUCUAAUGUACAAAAUGUGUUAUUACCGUUUUGGACAGGUUUAUACAGAAGGGGGAAAACCUCCAGGUUAUGAUAGGGUACGAAGCGCUGAGAUUGGAAACAAAGACUUUGAACUAGAUGUUUUGGAAGAAGCAUACACGACAGAACAUUGGCUGGUUCGUAUUUACAAAGUUAAAGAUCUGCCAAAUCGAGGAGUUUAAGUUUCAACGAUUGUAUCUUCCUUUUCUGUAUCUUAAAAUUAGUAUUAAUUGAAAUGAUUAUUUUUUCUUUUUUUGUAUGAACUUACUAAUAUAUACUUUGUCUUCUAAA
This is a messenger RNA of Onthophagus taurus, 2482 nucleotides long. RefSeq names its product Catalytic subunit 3A of the oligosaccharyltransferase complex (gene Stt3A). The record is from RefSeq and is a predicted model, not a curated record. Gene Ontology annotation, molecular function: dolichyl-diphosphooligosaccharide-protein glycotransferase activity. Gene Ontology annotation, biological process: post-translational protein modification. Gene Ontology annotation, cellular component: membrane. NCBI's taxonomy places the organism in Eukaryota, Metazoa, Arthropoda, Insecta, Coleoptera, Scarabaeidae.